Messenger RNA from Cantharellus anzutake, 1170 nucleotides. RefSeq names its product quinon protein alcohol dehydrogenase-like superfamily. NCBI's taxonomy places the organism in Eukaryota, Fungi, Basidiomycota, Agaricomycetes, Cantharellales, Hydnaceae. Gene Ontology annotation, molecular function: protein binding. The record is from RefSeq and is a predicted model, not a curated record. The coding region runs from base 1 to 1170 and encodes 389 amino acids. The transcript has 2 exons.
AUGGAGGAUGGACAUGAGAAGGGAAGUGUCAGGGCAACCACACCUGACCAUACAACCCCAGAACCACCUUCCCUGACCUCCCCCCACUUCCCUGAUCCUCCCAUCUUCACACACCUUUUGCAACUACAGCCCGCACGCGAACCCGCAGGAAAAAUCACGCUGUGGGACCCUCACACUGGGAGCCACCUCAAGACACUUGAUGUCUAUUCUCAUUGGGUGAGAUCUGUGGCCUUCUCUCUAGAUGGAUUGCUCCUGGCAUCAGCAUCAGAUGAUCAUACCAUUGGGCUGUGGGACCCUCACACUGGGAGCCACCUCAAGACACUUGAGGGCCAUUCUGAUUUGGUGAGAUCUGUGGCCUUCUCUCCAGAUGGAUUGCUCCUGGCAUCAGCAUCAGAUGAUCGUACCAUCAGGCUGUGGGACCCUCACAAUGGGAGCCACCCCAAGACACUUGAGGGCCAUUCUGAUUUGGUGAGAUCUGUGGCCUUCUCUCCAGAUGGAUUGCUCCUGGCAUCAGCAUCAGAUGAUCGUACCAUCAGGCUGUGGGACCCUCACACUGGGAGCCACCUCAAGACACUUGAGGGCCAUUCUCAUGGGGCGAGAUCUGUGGCCUUCUCUCCAGAUGGAUUGCUCCUGGCAUCAGCAUCAGAUGAUUGUACCAUCAGGCUGUGGGACCCUCAUACUGGGAGCCACCUCAAGACACUUGAGGGCCAUUCUGAUUGGGUGAGAUCUGUGGCCUUCGCUUCAGAUGGAUUGCUCCUGGCAUCAACAUCAGAUGAUCAUACCAUUAGGCUGUGGGACCUUCACACUGGGAGCCACCUCAUGACACUUGAGGGCCAUUCUCAUUGGGUAACAUCUGUGGCCUUCUCCCCAGAUGGAUCACUCCUGGCAUCAGCGUCACGUGAUCAUACCAUCAGGCUGUGGGACCCUCACACUGGGAACCACCUCAAGACACUUGAGGGCCAUUCACAUUUGGUGACCCCUCAGGCUUUUGGCAUACUUAACAACAUGGAAGGGCGAUGGGUUUGCAUUGGCACUGCUUAUAUUUUUGCUAUACCCCUUUCCCUAACCACUUUGGUUUCCCAUGGACCUUUUGCAGCCUGUGGAACUGAAUCUGGAAAAGUCUUCAUUCUCAAUAUUUCAUGUGCCCUUGAUAAGUCUGGCAGUAUAUAG